Molecule: messenger RNA, 2646 nt
Organism: Lichtheimia ornata
Lineage: Eukaryota; Fungi; Mucoromycota; Mucoromycetes; Mucorales; Lichtheimiaceae
Exons: 7
Coding region: 1-2646 (881 amino acids)
Biological process (GO): ribosomal small subunit assembly; maturation of SSU-rRNA from tricistronic rRNA transcript (SSU-rRNA, 5.8S rRNA, LSU-rRNA)
Cellular component (GO): Pwp2p-containing subcomplex of 90S preribosome; small-subunit processome
Molecular function (GO): protein binding
Source: RefSeq, a predicted model, not a curated record
AUGAAGUCAUCGUUCAAGGUAUGGUUUCGAUACUAUGCACUCCAUGCAUUGGCUAAUCGUAGUCUCCAACAGUUCUCCAACCUUUGUGGCACAGUAUACAGUCGAGGCAACCUGAUCUUUACUCCCGAUGGCAACUCCAUUCUGAGUCCAGUGGGCAAUCGGGUGUCGAUCUUUGAUCUCGUCAAAAACAAGUCCUCGACCUUGCCCAUUGAAAUGCGAAGGAAUAUCGUGCGUAUGGCUCUUUCACCAAAAGCAACUAUUUUGAUCACCGUGGAUGAAACUGGACGAGCAUUACUCAUCAAUCUGCCACGACGUGUUGUUAUCAGCCAUUUCAAUUUCAAAAAGCCUGUCGCUGCGAUCGAAUUCAGCCCUGACAGUAAAUGGAUCGCUGUCAGUGAUGAACGACAUUUACAAAUUUGGAAAGCACCUGGAUUCAAUCGUGAAUACGCUCCUCUCGUAUUACACAAGACAUUUGGUGGUCAUUAUGAUGAUAUUCUUAACAUCACAUGGAGUCCCGAUUCCAAGUAUAUACUCACUUCCGCGGCUGAUAUGACUGUUCGCGUAUUUCGAAUGGAUGCUCCAAAAGAUUAUUAUCCACAAGCGCUCGCUGGACAUCGUGGUGCAGUGAAGGGAGCUUGGUUCUCUGAAGAUAUGCAAAAUAUAUACACAGUGAGCAAGGAUGGUGCUCUUUUCCAUUGGCGUUAUACCAGCAGAGCAGCUCUCACUCAAGAUAGUUCCGAUGAAGAAGAGGAUGUGGAUAUGGAAUUGGAUGAGAACAAGCGUAAAGAUCGAGUUCAAUGGCGAAUUGCAUCAAAACACUUUUUCAUGCAAACGGGCUCCAAGGUUCGAUCUUGUCAAUUCUUUGCCCCAAGCAAUUUGAUGGUCGUUGGAUUCAGCAAUGGCAUUUUCGGCCUUUAUGAGCUCCCUGGAUUUACAAACAUUCAUACUUUAAGCAUUACACAGCAUAAGAUUGAUACUGUUGCCAUCAACAGCACUGGCGAAUGGUUGGCGUUUGGUUCUCCGACAUUGGGUCAGCUUUUGGUUUGGGAAUGGCAAUCCGAGACCUAUGUUUUGAAGCAACAAGGCCAUUUCUACAAUAUGAGCUCGUUAUCUUAUUCAGCGGAUGGCCAAACAAUUGCCACUGGUGGUGAUGAUGGAAAGGUCAAAGUGUGGAACGCGACAUCAGGUUUUUGCUUUGUGACAUUCAGUGACCACAAGAGCAAUGUUACUGCUGUUGAUUUUGCCAAGCAAGGCAAGGUGCUAUUUUCAUCCAGUCUCGAUGGCACUGUGCGAGCAUUCGAUUUGGUGCGUUACAGAAACUUCCGAACAUUCACCAGCCCCAACCCUGUACAAUUUUCAUGCUUGGCAGUCGAUCCUAGUGGUGAAAUGGUGUGUGCAGGAACCAUCGACACAUUCGAGAUUUAUUUAUGGAGCGUACAAACGGGCAAAUUACUCGACAUUCUUGCUGGACACGAAGGACCUAUCAGCUCUUUGGCCUUUUCUUCGAAUGGCAUGAUGCUUGUCAGCGGCAGUUGGGAUCACACAGCACGAACAUGGGAUAUCUUUGGACGCAACAAGCACGUGGAGAGUUUACAACAUCAAAACGAAGUGUUGGCUGUCGCUUUUCGACCGGAUGGCAAAGAGAUUGCUUCAGCUACUUUGGAUGGACAAAUUUCAUUAUGGGAUAUUGAUUUGGCAAAGCAAGUUGGAACGAUUGAAGGACGUAAAGACAUUUCGGGAGGUCGACGAUUGGCUGAUCGCACCACAGCAGAGAAUUCAUCUUCUGGCAAAUGCUUCAACUCGAUUUGUUAUACAGCUGAUGGUAGCAGUAUCAUUGGUGGCGGCAACAGCAAGUACAUUUGUAUAUACGACAUUGACACCAAGGUUCUCGUGAAGAAGUUCCAAAUAUCAUGCAACCUCUCCUUGGAUGGCACACAAGAAUAUUUGAAUUCAAAAAAUAUGACCGAAUUUGGAAGCAAAGAGUUAAUGGAUGAUGAUGAUCCAUCGGAUGUGGAAGAUCGAUUGGAUCGUACAUUGCCUGGUGCUCAACGAGGCGAUUUAUCUGUACGACGUACACGACAAGAAGCACGAACCACAGCUGUGCGAUUUUCACCCACGGGACGAGCAUGGGCAGCAGCAACGACUGAUGGUCUUUUGAUUUAUUCUUUGGAUGAUGCCAUUUUGUUUGAUCCCUUUGAUUUGGAAACGGACAUCACGCCUGACACAGUAUUGGAAGCAUUGCAAGAUAAAGAAUACCUUCGAUCUUUGUGUAUGGCAUUCCGAUUGAAUGAGAAAUCGGUGCUGCAUACUGUAUUUGAAUCGAUUCCUCCAUCUUCGGUCGACCUUGUCGCACGCAGCUUAUCCGAGAAAUACCUUGACAAGCUUAUGCAGUUCAUCGGCUCACACAUGGAAAAGAGCCCCCAUAUUGAAUUUCAUUUAAUGUGGAUCGUGAGUGUCAUGACGCAUCAUGGUCGCUAUCUCAAGGAGCAUCGUGGAGAAUACCAAUCCAUGUUCCGCACGCUUCACAAGAGCAUCAGCCGAGUUCGGGAGGACAUUGCAAACUUGUGUGAUAAUAAUUUGUACACUCUGAGAUACCUCUUGACGCAAGGCACACUGGCUGCAAAUAGCAAUGUGACAUCCCAAUAG